AAUGUACUGAUUGACAUAUGUCAUUAUAAGUCACUUUAUGUUCCAAUCCGUCUUUUAAUCAAUUGUCUCUAAACAGUGUUUAUAGUAGACAAGUGUAGGAACCGGAAAGUAUUAUUUACAUACAUACAUCGAGAUGGCUAGAGGUGGAAUGCGUGGUCGAGGCGGCAUGAAUCGAAGCGUUGGUGGACGUCCUCCAUUUAAAGUAAAGAUGUUUUUGCCUAGACAUCCCUUCGAUUUGGCCCUUUGUGAAUCAUCAUUUCCCCGUACGAAAGCAGCCCCUGACGACUCGGCGUUUACACAAGCUCUCUUGAAGCGAAAUGCAGAUUUAUCUCCUACACCUCAUGAACAAACCGCUAUUUUAAAUCUUGUCACCAAAAUUCAAACAGUUUUGGACAACUUGGUUGUGGCACCUGGAAAUUUCGAUGCUUGUCAACUUGAUGAAGUUCGACAAGUGGGUUCUUUUAAGAAGGGAACCAUGCUUGCUGGUCACAACAUUGCAGAUAUAGUUGUUAUUCUCAAAACACUUCCAACUAGAGAAGCGGUAGAAGCAUUGGGUAACAAAGUACGUGAUGACCUUCGUAAUCUUAUGAAAAAUGAAAUUGUUCAAAAGGGGGAACAGCUUCAACACACUACGAAUGAAAGGGGAAUCGAAAUCAGCAAUGCAUUUGCUUGUGUCAGAGUAAUGGUUACCACGGUACAUCAUAAUAUAAGAAAAUUAGAUCCUGAAAUUCAUUUGGAUCAAAAAAUCAUGUUGAGUCAUCUAGCAGCAAUUCGUCAUAGUAGAUGGUUUGAAGAAAAUGCUCAUCACUCGUCUAUUAAAGUUCUGAUUCGUUUAUUGAGAGACGUUCGGAAUCGAAAUGAAGGUUUUGAACCUUUGACACCUUGGAUGUUAGAUCUUUUAGCUCAUUUUGCUAUAAUGCACAAUCCAAGUAGGCAAGCUUUACCAUUAAAUGUUGCUUUCCGAAGGGUCUUCCAGCUUCUCGCUGCUGGUCUCUUCCUCCCAGGUUCGGCAGGUAUUACAGACCCGUGUGAAGGUGUUAGCCUUAGAAUACACACAGCAAUGACAUUAGAACAACAAGAUAUAUGUUGUUUAACAGCCCAAUCUGUAGUUAGAGUGUUAGCUCACGGAGGCUAUAAACAUAUCCUUGGUUUGGAAGGUAAUGCUAACAUAGCCCAAGAGUUGACAGUUUGGGAUGGAAUUGUAGUUUCUCCAUUAGACAAAGCUUAUGAAAAUCCACCAGAAAAGAAAGAUGGAGAUGAAGAUGAGGAUAUGGAGGCAGAUGGAGAUGAAAAUAUGGAAACUCAAGAUGCAUAGUUUAUUGAAUUAUUUGGUAAUUCUGUUAACAGGAAUCAAUCAAGUUGUGAAUUGAAAGUGCAAAACUUUACACUAAUUCACAGUCAAUUUCAGUUUAAAUAUAAUCUUUAUUUAUCAUAAGAUUUACUUUUUGUAAAAUUUCUAAUUGUACUUUUGAUAUUUGUUUAUGUGAAUGGUACAAAUAAUUUGGACUGUCCUAUGAUUAAAAUACAAUAUAAAUUCGAAUUAAGUUGAAUGUAAUUUGAUGAAAUAUUUCCUUUAUAGUUCAAAAGAAUCACAAUGGAUUUUGUCGAAUAAUGUACUAAAGAACUGCACAACUUUGACAAAAAAUAACAUAACAAAAGUUUUCUUUAAAUGUAAGUAGGUUUGUACUGUCCCAUAAGUGAGAAAAUUAUUGUAUCAAAUUUUUUCACAUGAAAUUUCUUAUUCUGGAAUGAACACCGUAUUUUUGUUAUAGAGAAGACUUUUGAUAUUCCGACUUAAUAUUGUCUUUUUCAAAAUAUUAAUCAACAUUAACAAUAAACUCUAGUAUAAGAAUUAAUAUAUCUAUUCCAUGAAUAUCAAAAUAUCAACUUUAAAAAGAAAUUCAAUCAACCCUGGUCGUUUCCAGAUAGUUAAAAAUGUUAUGGUAGAACAAGCAAUUUUUGAUGAAAUUGAUGCACACGUGGAAACAAGCACUAGAAAAAUUUCCAAACCCUAAAUAUCAGUCAUUCAUUUCUUUGAUGAGUGUUAAAAGGGCAGCUAUUAUAGCCUAACUACAUGGCGUGUGAUGAUUGAUGAUUUUUUUGCCAAAAAUGGAGGAAUUGAACAUGUCUGUGGUUUCGACAAGACGGUGCCAUAUGCCACACAACACGCGAAGCAAUGGCCAAAUUCAGAGCCACCUUCGGUGAACAGUUCAUCUAACGUUUGGGGCCCGUCCAUUGGCCGCCUAGAUCGUGUGAUUUAACGCCUUUGGACUAUUUCUUGUGGGGCCAUGUUAAGGAUAAUGUCUACAGGGAUAAACCAGCAAAGAUUGACGCACUGGAAGCCAAUAUUGAAGCAUUUAAUCGUGAAAUACCGGCCGAUAUGUUGGAGAGCGUGUGCCAAAAUUGGACCUUGCUCAUGGGCUAUCUAAAACGGAGCCGCGGCUAACAUUUGCAUGAAAUCAUCUUCAAACAUUAAAUUAUACUGAUUGUUCCAUCCAAUAAAGAUUUCACCAAUUUUUGUGGUUUUUUAAC
This is a messenger RNA of Diorhabda sublineata, 2532 nucleotides long. Its product is annotated as interleukin enhancer-binding factor 2 homolog. The transcript has 3 exons. Bases 134 to 1315 code for a protein of 393 amino acids. The record is from RefSeq and is a predicted model, not a curated record. NCBI's taxonomy places the organism in Eukaryota, Metazoa, Arthropoda, Insecta, Coleoptera, Chrysomelidae.